This is a messenger RNA of Vidua chalybeata, 2905 nucleotides long. RefSeq names its product histone deacetylase 11 (gene HDAC11). The transcript is spliced from 11 exons. Lineage: Eukaryota; Metazoa; Chordata; Aves; Passeriformes; Viduidae. Gene Ontology annotation, molecular function: histone deacetylase activity. The coding region runs from base 100 to 1251 and encodes 383 amino acids. The record is from RefSeq and is a predicted model, not a curated record.
GCGGGCGCGGCCCCGCCCCGGCGGGAGGAGUCCCGCUGGGAACGGGGUGUCCCGCUGGGAAGGCGGUGUCCCGCCGCGGGCACCCCGGGCUCCGGAGAAAUGCCCCUGUUUUUCAGCCGAGGCUCCAGGCCUCACAGGACGGAGCUGUACGAGGACCCCCCGUUGGGAUGCUGGCCCAUUGUGUAUUCCCCAGACUACAACAUCACCUUCAUGGGACUUGAGAAGCUGCACCCCUUUGAUGCAGGGAAAUGGGGGAAAGUCAUCAAUUUCUUGAAAGAAGAAAAACUAAUUGCAGAUGACUUGAUUGUGCAGGCACGGGAGGCGACUGAUGAAGAUCUCUUGGUUGUUCACACCAGGCGCUACCUUAAUAAAUUAAAGUGGUCAUUUGUUGUGGCUACAAUCACAGAAAUUCCACCAGUUGCCUUUCUUCCCAAUUUCAUUGUUCAGAGAAAAGUUCUGAAACCUCUACGAACCCAGACAGGAGGAACAAUAAUGUGCUGCCAUGCCAGAUACAGGAACAGGGUUUAUUGCAGAUCCUCGAUGUCAAAGGCAGGAAAGCUUGCUGUGGAUAGAGGCUGGGCCAUCAAUGUGGGGGGUGGUUUCCAUCACUGCUCCAGUGACAAAGGGGGAGGAUUUUGUGCAUAUGCUGACAUCACACUGGCCAUCAAGUUCUUAUUUGAGAGAGUACAAGGAGUGUCUAGAGCCACAAUUAUUGAUCUGGAUGCCCAUCAGGGAAAUGGCCAUGAGAGGGACUUUAUGGAUGAUCCUCGGGUUUAUAUUAUGGAUGCAUACAAUAGAUAUAUUUACCCUGGUGAUGGUUUUGCUAAACGUGCCAUAAAACGCAAAGUGGAACUGGAGUGGGGCACAGAGGACACCGAGUACCUGCAGAAGGUGCACACCCACGUGGAGGGAGCCCUGAAUGAAUUCAAGCCUGACAUCGUUGUUUACAAUGCUGGCACUGACAUUCUGGACGGGGAUCCCCUGGGAGGCCUGGCCAUUUCCCCCCAGGGCAUUGUGAAGAGGGACGAGGUGGUGUUCAGGGCUGCCAGGAGCCGCGGGGUCCCCGUGCUGAUGGUGACAUCCGGGGGGUACCAGAAGAGGACGGCGCGGAUCAUCGCCGACUCCAUCCUCAACCUGCACAGCCUGGGGCUCCUGGGCAGGGAGCGCCCAGCCUGUGCUCUUGGGAGUCCCAGCCUGGCUCACAUGGUCAGAGACUCUGCCAGGGACUUCAGCAACUUGUCACUGCAGUGACAGGUCACUGAAUGUUGGUCACAUAACCCAGAGGCAAUACAGAGUAACUCUGUCUGUCUCAUGAAUUUAUCUUGAGCUAAGGCAACACAUCCUUUUAAACUAAUUGAAAUAUGCACUGAAGGAUACUGUCUUUGUUUCUAAUAUUGCUGUAGAAAGCUUAAUUUGCUUCUCUGAUUAAAGAAGUAUAGAUAUGGGGUGGGGGGGUGUCUUAUGUUGGAAGAACUAUGCAGUUGGUAUCCAAAGACUAUCCCAGACCUGUUUCAGAUGGUGCAGCAUGGUCUGAGGUGGGAGGAAUAUGGACUAAAGCUACUGUUUUGUGGGGUUUUUAAAAUACUGCAGUUUAUUUAUUGCUUUUUAAAUUGAAAUACUGUUAUAAAACGAGUUCUGUGCAGACUUCAGCUGUCAGUUUAACACUAAAGGGAAGUGCAAUACUGUAAAAGCCAGGGCAGUUUGUUUAGGCUUUGAAGCCAAAGCAGUGAGAAGGAAUGUUUAGUAAAUUCAUAGUUUAUUCCUGUUGUUGAUAGUGACUUAAAUGUUGCUCAUAAACACCUUGUGAAAUAGAAUAUGAAACACCUUUGGCUCCAUAUGCAAAUGAGCCAUAAGGGCUCACCAUUACCAGUCUGGUGUUCCAAAUGAGCUCUGCAUGUGACAGGCAGUAGUUCCUGUGCACUGUAACUCACAGAUAGAGAAACUACAGUCCAGUGAAAGCUGAUCUUACAGUUCUCAGCAACCCUGCAGAAAAAACUAUGCAGAAAUAUAGGCUGUCUUAUUAUUGCCAGCUUGCCAUGUAUUAAACAGUGAGGAGUAGAUUUAAAUUAUUUUUCCCCAGCUACUGCUGUUUUUCACUGGCUCAGAGAUCAAUGGUACUUCUAGUUGCAGUCAUAGUUGGUAAGCAAGUCCUUCAUUUUUCUUGUUCAUCGAGGAAUGCAGUGACAUUUCUACAUAAAGAUAAUGUGCUAACUUUAUAUGGAGCUUUUAGGAGGAAUUUGGAACAAAAUAGUGUAUUCAAAGCAAAUUCAGUUGCACUACCUGGGAAGUUUGGCUUUGUUCAAGUUGGUAUAUUUUGCAUUAGGUACUAUUUGUAGCAGUGGGUUGUAAAUGUACUAAACUGUAUAUUUUGCAAGAGCUUUUAUAACUUUCACUGAUUUGUACUACAAGUUUUAUGUUGUGUUUAGGUUGGUGCUGUCCUGUGAGGGAGCACCAGGAUUUUCCUUGUAGUAGAGUUGUUGUGUAAACUGUUUAAGGAAUGUUUAAUUCUAUUUCUAAUACUUACCUCAUUUAGUAUUCAUGUUUAGAUCAUGGGGUUUGUCCAUUGUAUGAAUUGCACAACUGCUGUAAAUACCUGCUUUAAGCCAGAUCUGACCUAUUGCACUAAGCUUGAGUUGCUACACUGGGAUUAAAGAGCACUUUUAAAUUUCUUACUAGAAGGACCAUCAGAGUAUGACUAAGGUUGAGAUUUAUUUUUUCUAUACUGUUUGACAUUACUGAAAGAUGUUGUUAUUCUUUCAUAUAAUUUUUAUAAAAUUCUAGAUUACAUUUCUAUGAACUAAACCCCCAUCAUAGCACCAUAUGGUCUUUCCCCAAACAUUUGCUGUCUGUGUUAACAUGUUUCUAUAAUUUCCCCUCAGUGGAGAUUAAAAUUAUGUUGGAAAAU